Molecule: messenger RNA, 608 nt
Organism: Spinacia oleracea (spinach)
Lineage: Eukaryota; Viridiplantae; Streptophyta; Magnoliopsida; Caryophyllales; Amaranthaceae
Exons: 3
Coding region: 123-332 (69 amino acids)
Source: RefSeq, a predicted model, not a curated record
AAAAAAAAAAAAAAAAAAUUGCCCAAAGAUGAAAAUCAGAAGUCUAAGUCACAAAGACACAAAUUAGGCAAAGCUCACAAAUUGUUUGAUAUUUUUGGUGUAGUGAAGAAUUUGAUCGGAAAAUGAUAAGAACACGGCUGUUAUGGUUCACUUCCGGCAUGCUCGUCACCGGAGGCGCCAUUGCUUACUACCUUCAUCAAGACCUUUCUAAAGAUCGUUUCCUCCUCGUCAAUCAAUUGAAAGACAAUUUUGGAGCUCUAGAAACCAGGGUCUCCACUCUUGAAUCUGUUCCUCAUAAUUCAAAUGUUCAGGAUGGAGCCAGUUCGAGCUGAAUUGUUAGCUUGAGGUCUUGCAGCGUAGCUACUUUGUUGUAGUGGAAUUAAUGGAAAAUACGGCUGGAACAUUGUAAUUUCUUUGUUGGAAAUUGGAAAAUCGCUACUGAGAAACUUUCAUAUGAUUUAUCUAGAAGGCACAAUCUUUUUGUUCCUAUCUGUGUCUACUCUAGUUCUUGUUUGCUCUUCUGGUUGAUCAAGUGUGAUAAGUGAUAACCACGAGGCCAUGAUUGAGUUGAACUGUUUAAGAAUAAGAAUUUCUUUCUUUUCUGUGUC